UCACUUAAAUGCACGAUAAGGAAUUCUUUGUUUACUCUCGGUUGAUCGUUUAUAAGUGUAUCCAUGAAUGAAAUGACUUUGCUCAAUGAAAGGAGAUUUUGGGCGACCUAUCCUGACAAAACAACGCAAUGUGAAGAAAUGCUUAGGCCUAUGUUAUUUUUUACAGAACUAGUCCAUGUAUUGUCAUCUCCAAAUUGGGUAUCUGGUCAUUAUCACUUUGUUCGUGUUCAGUAGGAGAGCUAAACGUAAACGAUUUUUUCAAAGGGAAGGUCUUUUUAAAAGCGUUUUCAGGAGGCAGAACUGCGCAUGUGCAUACUUCCUGUAUUGAAAAGUCAUGGCAGAGAAGAGGAGCGUGUCUGAGCGACCACUGUUGUUUUUGAUUGUUUUUAUUGUGUUGCUACAUUUAUUAAUAUGUCCCUUUACAAAGGUCGAAGAAAGUUUCAACUUACAAGCAAUACAUGAUGUUUUGUAUCACAGAUUUGACUUAGAAAAGUAUGACCAUCUCGAAUUUCCUGGUGUUGUUCCACGGACAUUCCUGGGACCACUGUUUAUUUCAGCACUUUCAUCUCCACUGGUGUAUACACUUCAUUUUCUGGAUGCACCAAAAUUCUACACUCAAGUUAUUGUGAGAGCCAUACUGGGGAUGUGUGUGGUUUCUGCUCUCUGGCGCAUGCAAAUUGAAGUUCGGAAGCAGUUUGGGACCACUGUUGCUGGAUUGUUUUGUCUCAUCUGUACAUCGCAAUUCCACCUGAUGUUUUAUGCCACCAGGCCUCUACCAAAUGUUUUUGCUCUGCCUAUAGUUGUUCUGGCAUUCACGUCAUGGAUGGCACAGAAGCAUGGUCCCUUCAUAUAUCUCUCAGCGUUUGCCAUCAUCGUGUUCCGCUCUGAGCUUAGCCUCCUCCUAGGAUUAAUGCUACUUAUGUCACUGCUGAGUAGAAGACUGACUGUACCACAGCUGUUUUACUUCGCCAUACCUGCUGGCAUUCUGUCAUUAAGUCUCACCAUAUGUGUUGACUCUGUAUUUUGGAAGCAAAUACUCUGGCCUGAGGGUCAAGUUCUGUGGUACAACACAAUCUUAAACAAAAGUUCCAACUGGGGAACCUCACCAUUUCUGUGGUACUUUUACUCGGCUGUUCCUCGGGCCCUGGGCAGCACGCUGCUCUUUGUUCCUCUGGGUCUCUUUGACAGACGGAUGCAAACGCUGUUGAUUCCAACUGUUGGGUUCAUUCUGCUGUACUCUUUCCUGCCUCACAAGGAGCUUCGCUUCAUCAUCUAUACCUUCCCUGUGUUUAACAUCGUGGCUGCCCGGGGCUGCUCCUACAUUUUGAACAACUACCACAAAUCCUGGUUGUAUAAAAUUGCCUCCCUUAUUGUGGUUGGUCAGUUAAUGACAAAUGCUGCCUACACAAGCCUAUCCCUGUGUGUUUCCCAUCACAAUUAUCCUGGAGGUAGAGCCUUGAUGGAGUUGCACACAUUAGUCCCUGCCACAUCAGAGGUCUCUGUACAUAUUAAUGUACUUGCUGCGCAGACAGGAGUCUCCCGCUUCUUAGAACUGAAUGAGAACUGGAAAUACAGCAAAAGGGAGGACAUUGUACCAGGAGAUUCACAAAUGAAGACCUUUUCUCAUAUCUUGAUGGAGGCCAACUCAACCCAGAUAGCAUUGCUCAGAGACUCCCAUCAGCCAUUGACUUUUGUUCAAGGGUACAAUAAUGUAAAGUUUAAUUUCUUUAGCUUCCCCCCUUUCAGUAUUAAGAUGGACAACAAACUGGUGCUAUUACAACGCGUAAAAGAUAAACUUAGCUGAAUGUUUGUAGAAUAAAUUACUCAUUUUGUUGAAUGGUGUAGAAUUUUGUUGGCUUGAUAGUUUUAAACUAAAGGGAGCAUUCCACCUUCUUGUCACAAGAUGCAACUGAAUGUGACAUCUUACCAAUUAUUUAUCACGUAAUUAACCAAAGCAGGCUGCUGUAUACAUUGAGCCAAGGAAGGUAGGGAUCCACUGUAGCCGUAACUGAUAUUUUCAUGCUUUAAUAGCAAGUCUUAGUGUGUGCUGUUCUUGUCAAAAGUUGUACAAUGCUGAAGGAACAGAGAACAGAAGGUUCUCAAAAUGUUUAUGUAUCCUGUUUUUCUUGUUACAAUGUCAUCUUCAGUUUUUAUUUUCACUCAGGGUCGGUACCACAGAAACAAGAUGCAUUAUAAUAUUGGGAAACGAACCUGUAAUCUGUGCAGAAUCAUCAUUCUAUCAUUUCCACUUUCAUGACAAAAACAGCACAUUUUAUAGACCUAAUCUUGUAUGUGGAUCUUACCUACCUUUUAUCAUUAGAAGAGGGGGGAAAUGUUGGUUUAAUAGAACAAUGUUUAUUUUGCUAUUAGUUAACUUAAGAUCAGUCUGAAAGUCUUUGCAAACCAAUAAUUUAUUACUCAGAGCCCAUGGCUCUGAAAUAUGGACUUUAUGGAAAGAAAAUACAAGGUGAUGCUGUUUACAGAUUAAAUUUUGUUACUUUUGCA
Alosa sapidissima (American shad) is the source of this 2505-nucleotide messenger RNA. RefSeq names its product ALG12 alpha-1,6-mannosyltransferase (gene alg12). The record is from RefSeq and is a predicted model, not a curated record. Gene Ontology annotation, molecular function: alpha-1,6-mannosyltransferase activity. Gene Ontology annotation, cellular component: endoplasmic reticulum membrane. The transcript has 9 exons. Gene Ontology annotation, biological process: protein N-linked glycosylation. The coding region runs from base 335 to 1804 and encodes 489 amino acids. Lineage: Eukaryota; Metazoa; Chordata; Actinopteri; Clupeiformes; Clupeidae.